AUGGAUACACUGAGAGGUAAUUGGGCUAUCACACAGAAACAGCAAUGGCAAAGGAAGGAUGUGGUCUGUGGUUCUGCCAUGGUUCAGCCCCAACCAGGAUCAAGCCCCAUGCAGCCCACAGGCUUGGCUCAGAGAUCUGGGAGUAGAGGAGAUGUUUUUCUGCAGCUGCAAAACAGUGUGAAUAAUCAGCAGUUGUUCUUUGGCAGUGGGACAAAACUUACAGUCAUAGGGAAGGAUGAUGAAAUCCUACCUCCAGCUGUGGCCAUCUUUUCCCCAUCAAAGCAGGAGAUCCAGCAGAAGAGCAAGGCCACGCUGGUGUGCCUGGCCUCUGGCUUCUACCCUGACCACCUGACUCUGGCCUGGAGGGUGAAUGGUGUGAGAAGGACCGAGGGGGUGGGGACAGACGAGUUCUCCACACAGAAUGGGAGCACCUACUCGCUGACCAGCCGACUGAGGAUGCCAGCCUGGGAAUGGUUCAACCCUUUGAAUCGCUUUGAGUGUGUUGCCAAUUUUUUUCACAAUGGAACAACGCAGUCAAUAAACAAAUUUAUCCAUGGUGAUGCUGGUUGUGCACUCACAGAAGGUACGUGUGGCUUCUCACAUAAGGAGAAUUUUGCCUCUUCUCUCAGGCAAUUAUCUGUGUGUAUUUUAAUUCCAGCUUUACUGACACUAAGCACAACGUGUGGGAGAUAUCUGCUGUAUGGAUAGCUUCUUCUUUCUCAUCUAAGUGAUUUGUAUGUGAUAUUAAAAAUGAAAAAACAAAAAAGGAA
Molecule: messenger RNA, 770 nt
Organism: Parus major (Great Tit)
Lineage: Eukaryota; Metazoa; Chordata; Aves; Passeriformes; Paridae
Product: M1-specific T cell receptor beta chain-like
Exons: 4
Coding region: 1-708 (235 amino acids)
Biological process (GO): antigen processing and presentation of exogenous peptide antigen via MHC class II; peptide antigen assembly with MHC class II protein complex; immunoglobulin production involved in immunoglobulin-mediated immune response
Cellular component (GO): MHC class II protein complex
Molecular function (GO): MHC class II protein complex binding
Source: RefSeq, a predicted model, not a curated record